CGAGCAGUUGCUGGUCCGUAACGUGUUUUUCUCUUCCAGCAGGGAGCGACGUUGAACCCCCCCGUAGAACCAGGCGCCUGGAGUGUGAGUGCAAAAAUUACAUAAAACACUAAAAAUCGGUUUUGGGUAUUGCUGCGGUUUGUCCCCGUCGGUGGAAGUCGUCGCGGCUAACGUGCGUGUUACGGAUUGACCUCGUGGAACCUGCUUUUGGGGGAGACUGUGACCGCGGAACAUUCCGCAGAACGGAACCACAUUCCGUCGUACUCGGAACACACGGAUAUUGGUUGUGGCACCGGGAAAGGACAACUGGCUGCUGCUGAAUAGAGAGCUUCUCGAUCGAUAGCCGUUCUGUGCUGUGUGUGUGUGUGUUUGUGCCCGUGUGUGUAUGUUUGGAACUGCUGGAGACUACCCCACGGCAGCGGUGACGUGCUCCGGUGUUGAAGGAACAAUCGAGUUGGGAUCGUUUGAGGUGUGGAGCAGGGAUUGAAGGACCCCGUAAAUUUUAAAAAGUGUGCGUGGAAGAGCGCUCUGGACAUAGUUCGUGGCCGUGGAAGAAGCAAAAUGUUGGACUCCUGAUGAUACCUGAUUUCUAUUUCUCGAACGCGCUCGGCCCUUCCCCCCUUUUAUUCGUGUGUCUGCUAGUUCUUGUUCUUCCUGUGUCGCGUUCCGCGUGUGAAGGCGAUUCUACGUGAAAUCGAGAAUUAUUAGCGUGUGAGCUGCUCCACAUGAAUCUCUGAAAAGGGCCACCAUCCACCACAGAACGAGAGCGACGAGACAGCUGAGAGAAACGGUGGAGAGCGCGAGCGAGCGAGCAAGCAAACCGGAGAACCUACACGUUUCGUGGACCGUGCCUACAACUCACACAGCCUACAACCAAUUCGAUGUGAAGGAAUUUUCACACCGAAAUCUUUCCGUUUUGUCGACCGCCAGUGCACACUGCGGCAGUGAAACGACGACCCUCUUUGGAACACGGUCAUCACCGGAGGAGCGAUAGUCGAUUGCGGGACGAACGAUUUCCCCGGGGGUAGGAUAUUUCACCGUUUUGAGACAUCCGGCAAGGGGUGCAGGAUUCAUUGAGAUCUGCUGGUUAGGCGAGAGAAGAGGAUAAAAGUAGGGAAGAAACGACACCAGAUUCUGCAGGAAGUUCCGAAAUGUCCUCGUCCUCGUCGUCGUCGUCUUCGCCAGUGCGGUACGGAUAGAGCAAAAGAGGGCCCCCCGAAAAAAAAGAAAGGAAAAGAGUGAGCACACGCGAGAGUGUUGUACGGCGAGAGCGAGCAGCAGUCGUUUUUGGGGAACGUCACGUCACAUACGUCAGAUUGCUGCGGAAGAUUCCCCACUCGAUUGUGGGUCGAGGUGGGCCGUGCAAGUGUUCUGAAAGUGACCCCAAGUGCGGUGCGGUGUUCCUCGGGUGUAAUCGAACUGACUCCGGCGCUCCGCGGGUGAAGAUCUUGAAGGUGGGGUGUCCCCAACCCGGUGGAAACACGGUCAAAUUUUCCCACGAAAACUCCAGCAAGAGCAGCCCCUCGCAAGAGAGCGAACCUUCCGUCCGCGGUUGUGUGUGAUAGUGUGUGUUGUGUGGAACCGAGGAUCUGCUGUAUGGUGGCCACACGAAAAAGGGAAGAAGGAAAAGUUUGCGUUUUGUCCCAAAGAAGAAAAAAAACGGAAAGAAGAAAUAUUUGGCAAUUUUCUUCAAUUGAUUGAAAAACGAAAGAAAGGAGGAAAAACACGAACGGACCGACGACGACGGAGUGGCCACUGCGCUGCUGCUGCGCUUCUGCUGUUGAGAGUUUAUCCUGUGCGAAGCAGCGCGUCGAGGAAAACGAGAAGAAGCAAAAUAUACAUAACGUUGCCCUUUUUCCGCGUGUGAGCGUGUGUGUGUGUUUGUGGAAAAAUCCUUAUUAUCCUUUCGCGAGUUCGGAUUAUGUUCGUUUUUUUCGGGUGUGCGAGAAGAAAAAUUGUCAUUCUACGAAAGCAAUAGGGUUUGAGGAAAAAUCGAAAAAUUGCAUCUCUGAUAUUGUUCAUGCUUCCUCCCUCCCUCCCACAACCAUGCAUCGGGUGCGAUCGAGUGAGUCUGUGUGAGAGUUGUGUGUGCCUGAAUCUGUCCGUUUUUGCUUUUGUGCCCCCUUCUCGCUACUGCUGCUGCUGCUGAUGUUGUAAUACCAAGCAAGAGAGUGCACUGAAGAAGCCUUCUCUACACUAAAGUGUCCUACUAAGUUAAAAAGAAAGAAAGAAAAAAAAAUAAGAAGAGCCAUUUGCCUAAAUAAUCAAGUGUGUCACACUCGAAAUCAAGUGUGCGUGCGAGUGCAAAUUUGCCUUCUCAGUGCGACCGCGAGCGAAAGCCAGUGUCGAAAUCUAGUGUGAAUCAGCGGCGGGCGUGGAUUAAAUAAUCACCUUCCCGUUUGUGCGACCGGGUAGAAACAGUUCGCCACGACGUCGACCAACAGCAGCAGCCAACCUCCACCGACAGCAGCAGCAUCAGGAGGCGGAGGAGGAGGAGGACCAUCAGGGCCAUCAUCCGGAAGCACCGCGAAGGGAGGGGGUGGAGGUUCGCGACGACGGUCCCGCAGCCAAGUGCCGAACAGCACCGCUACCGCCGCCGCCAACACCACCUGUGCUAGCCGGCGUAGCAGCAAAACGGAUUACGCGCGACGCCGGAGUCCUCCCUCGUCCGCCACAGACGAAUCGUCCUCGUCGCUACUGCUGUCGGUGUCUGCCGGGGGUCGCACGGCUGCGGGAGACGGGAGUGCCGCCAUUGACCGGGAGCGUGAAAGCGGAGGAGGAGGCGGCGCCGGAGGAGGUUCGGCCACCAGUCAUCAGCACCAUCCACACCAUCCGCCGGAGUCGUCAUAUGAGAAGAGUCACAACAUGGCUUCGUCCAAUCACCGCGGCAUACAGAUCGGCUCGGCCUGGUUCCAGCGGAAGAUCAACCUGCGACCGCAGCACCGGGGCGUCCACCUGGUGACGGAGGAGAUCCUGCGACAGAUGCCAGAGCUGGGACAGUUUUCGGUCGGAUUGUGUCACGUGCAAAUUUUACACACGUCAGCUAGUUUAGCGUUAAAUGAAAGCUGGGACCCAGACGUACGGGACGACAUGGAAAUGAUGCUAAACAAGAUUGUGCCGGAAGGACUACCGUACCGACAUUCCUGCGAAGGUCCGGACGAUAUGCCCGCCCACGUGAAAGCGUGCUUUCUCGGCAGCUCACUGACAAUCCCGAUCACCGACGGCAAACUGUCUCUCGGCACGUGGCAGGGGGUGUGGUUGUGCGAACACCGUGACCACGCCGGCUCCCGCAAGCUGGUGAUAACGCUGUCCGGCUGCCCCCGGGACUCGGCCCGGAGUCCCCUCUCGCCGGUCUCGCCAAUCGCGUCCACGUCCAGUUAGGGACGGCCACGCUCUGCCCGCGAUAGUCGGUAAUCGUGGGUUAGAGCGGUACGCACACACAGACACACAAACAAACACACACACACACUGCGGUCUCUGCUACUGUUGUUGUAAGUUUCAUAUACUACCAGUAAGAGUCAUCAAAACAAGGGUUAGCAACGACGACGAAGUCGUGCGAAUUAAAAAAAAAACGAGGACUCGGAUGAAAAACCUAUACAUAAUUAUGUUAAUUAUAAAGUAACAUGGACAACAACACACGCAGAAAUAAUCAAUGGAGAAAAUUGAAAGCAGAUUUUAAUAGCCAGAAAGAAAAGUGGAGGGAGACGAAAAAGCAGAGUACAUACUACUAAUAAAGCUAACGAUUCAUUUAGACACACACACACACACUCGAAACGCGAAAGCUGAAGAGAACAUCAAAAGCAGAAUAUUUAAUUUACAAUUUAUAUGAGACAAAAAUAGUACAUAGAUAUAACAAAACAUAGAAACCGCUAAACAAAUUUCGUAUAAAACGCAAUGAAAAUAGCAUUUAAGAUGUCUACUUGAAGGUUAAUAAGCAAAAAGCAAAAACCAGAAAACGUCUCGGAAUGAACUAUUUUUUGCCCAAUAGUGGAAACAGCAAACCGAUUUGUUUUUAUUUUAAUGCCACAAUCGAACUACCAGAACUCAAACCUAGAACAAUUAAACAAAACAAGAGAAUAGCAAAGAAACCAAAACCACGGUUAGUUGUAGGAAUAUGUGAUGUUUUACCUUCUUUUUACAUUAUUUUCACAACGGAAGUUUUUUUUAGUUUGAACCGCCCCCUCCGCAAACAGUUAGAGCUAAUAGGCUGAACAAAACGUGAAACACGAAUGCACAAAACGCAACAUAUAGAAGAAAUAAAAAAAGAAAGAUUAAAUUAAACGUAAUAGAAUUAACAAAAAAUGAAAAACAUCAAAGCCAUAAGUCCGCGAGCGUUUUCGGCGCUAGAAAAGAUUCAAUUUUUUCAUCAUCACCUAUCACACUACUCUAUCUAUCCGUAACUGCGCUUUCGACGUGUGUUAAAAGUACAACCUCACAGUUUUGUUCUAUCAUGCUUCUGUUGUUAAAUAAAUUUGAUUAUUGCAGAAUGAAAAUCGUUUCGUUGCUUCCUGAAACACCAUCACAGCUGUUAUCAAGUGAAAUGUGUUUCUUUUUGUUGCAUUUUUGUGUUGUUAUCUGUAGCGAAAAUGUUGUUAUUCACGAUGAGAGAUCAUGUUGUUGAAUUAGCUGUUUUGAAAUCGUUUUACUCAAUUCGAAUUUUUAAAGUCUGAGUGGAUAGCUGUUUUUUUUUAUAUUUUCGUGUGAUUCUAUGAAAACACAAACAAUACAACACUCCUUUUAAAUCGUAAUGCUUUGAAUAGUAAUGCUUUUUCAAGAGAUUUUUAUUUCUUGGUUUGCGAAACAAGUAUUUUGAAUAGGAAACUACAGAUUUUUUAUUUCGUCUUAUCAAUUUUGCUAAAUUAAAUAAAAAUAAUUUAGUUUUAUUUGUGUACAAAGUUUAAAAGAACCAGCUUAAAUUCCGAGUCUCUUCAACCAAAAUAUUUGUUCUCAGUGAUUUUUGUUCCACUGAAACUAAAUUUGUCUUAUGAUUAUCACAAUUUUUAGCUACGUUCGUUUGUAAAGUUGAGAUUUAAACGCUAACUUUUCAAAUUCCGUAAUGAAAAAAAGCUUUCGUGAGACACAUAGUGUUCUAUGAAAAGCUAGCGUCGUUGUGCAAUUUUGAUGUAAUUUUACCAAAACAGUUUGUAAAAAUUAAAUUACUUAGAAAAGGUCAAAAUUUUAAGAGUUUCUUAUGUAAAAUUGCACUCACAAAAUCAUGAGCGUUUUGAAAUUAUUGUUUCUUUCCAUGUUAUUUUAAUAUUUAGACAUUAUUUUAUUUUAAAAAAAGCCAUUCAAAAGAAGAUGUAAAUUGUGCACCUUCAAAUUUUGAACUCGAUAGUUGUUUUUUUAUUAAAAUUUAUUACUUUGUCUUGUGCGAAUUGCGAAUUGUCUUGUGCGAAAUUUAUUCAGCUUUCCAACAUAUCCAAAUUUUGUAAAUUUGUGUUGCUUUGUUUUUGUGAGUUUCAGCGUAGUCAGAAUUUUUUUUGAAAGCAAUGUUCAAUGAAAAGUUAGCGUCGAUGUGCAAUUUUGAUUGCAAUUUUACCUUAAUUAAUUUGUAAAAAUUAAAUUACACGGAAAAAGUUGAAAAUUUGACCCGUUUUUAUGUAAAAUUACACUUUUUUCUGAUACCAAAUCACUACAUAUGUUUAUUUUACAUCAAAUAGUGUGUAAAUUUACAUGUACGACGUCGACAAUUUCACAUCGUUCAUGUAAAUUUACUCACUAUUUUCUUCCCAUGUAAUUUUAAUAUUUACUCAUAAUUUCGACACCAUGCAAGCACUUCUGCAAAAUUGAACGCAAGAAAGCCUAAGCGAGCGAUCUUACUGAGUAGUUCUGUGAGGACUUUCAGGUGUGGAUGUCGCGGAUUUCAAAAAAUUGCUCAAGGAGGACCAUAAUCCCAUAACCUUGAUGUUUCCAAUACAAAGGGCAUCAAACGGAAGGGUGUGGCCGCUUUCCCAACCUCAUGAAGUUGGUUCCACACCAAUGGUGGACCUAGUUGCAGUAGCGUCAUCUGGAGCGAAUUGGGACAGCUGUUUUAGGUUUCGAAUCAAACAGACACAGAUCAACAAAAAUAGUGUGUCGAUUGCCGAAUUGCAUAUGCUUUCAAGUGCUCUCAAACUUGUCGUCCCGAUUCGCCCCAGAUUACGGUAUUGCCUUGUCCUUCUUCAACUACAGAAUGUCCAAGAUUGAAGAAUGUUUGUCAGAUCCAAGUCUCUGCAAUUUUCUAUACCUUACUCAAAUUACAAUAUUUCAAAAGGGUCGAGCUCAAAAUUGUGACAAUUUGAAGAAAAUCUGAAUACGGAUUCGAAUUCUUUGAAUUUUUCUGUGAAAUCUCGUUUUUGUGUAUCCUCACACGCUUGCCAUCUGACACAGUCGCAGAAAUUUGCUUUAUCAUUUCCUCCACAGUUUGCGCACUUUGCGCGCGUUCUGCGGUGCGAGUUUUUUAUUUAUUCUUUUUUUCGUUUCGCAUUUAAACACAACCGCGCAUUCACAUUACGGAGUAAGCAAACAAGAAUUUAGGAGAGGAGCCUUUUCCUGCCACACACAAACAAAAUUGGACUAACUAUUUAAGUGAUGAAAACCCAAACAACAUUUUUCGCGCACUCUUAAUCACACACGCAGCAAUGUCGCUUGAAGAGGAAGAAAAAGGGGAAAAAAGGUAAAUUAAAGUAAAAUUAGAACAAAAACAAACACAAUAAACAAGCGAAAGCCGCAUGAGGCGCAAAGAAGAAAGAAAGAAAAAACAACCGCAUUAUAGAUGCAACCAUUUCUCGUCCAUCUUUUUCUAUAAUGUAUCAAAUUGUAAACACACGUUUGUAUUUUUUACAAAACAAAAUGAAAAAAAGAGAAUGUUAGGAGAGCGAGCGAGCGACGACACUAGCAGAAAAAAGAGGGGUGUGCUCGCACGAGCAAGGAGGUAAUAUAAAUAUAUUUUGUUACUACCAAUAUAUUUUUUGUAGUACGAGACGAAAUGUGGAACCAACGCAAUAGUUACUAAAAUGCUUGUUAAUUUUUUAAAACUAGAGAGAGAGAGAAUCAGUCGGGACGGUAAAAAACAAACACAGACACACACUUAGAUUGUACUUGUUUCGUCAAAAGUAUAAGAAGCAACACGAGAAGAGCAAUUAUUUAGUUUGUAAGCAAAGGACGAUGACGAUUCGUGAAACAAACUGAGAAAAAAACAACAAGUUAGAUUUUGAACAAUUCCGGCAAAAGGGCCAACCGCGCUAACAUCUAACAAAAAGUAAGAAGAAACUCCUUAGUUUUACGUAGUACGAACGAUUUGGAACAGCAGGAUUUUAUCGUGGGAUGAUACAUUUGGAAACAAUCACACAGUGGACAAAUUGCAAUCCAAGUCUUCCACAACGAGAGUCUUCCCCCUCGUUUUGAAGACUCCAAGUGCAAUUAUAUUACAAAACAAAAAAAUCCGUUUUUAGUUUGUGCGUGCGAACGUCUCUUGAGCUUUUGGGUUAUGUUUCGAACGAAAAAAAAAAAAAAUAGAAGCGAAAACGAUUCAGUUCAGUCACGCCGAAUUCCAACCGCGUGCUGCCCUUUGUAACGAUUCUGAAAGUUGGAAAUAAAAUCCUGCUGCGUCUCAAAUAACUCUUUAGAAAUGGUAACGGUCAAACAACACAAACACACACACUUUACGUUCUACUCUCCGCAACAGAGUUGUCAACCCCGCUCAUUGCAAAACCGAUACCCCGCACUGUAAACCAAACACACAUGAAUCAUCAAACCCACGCAAUCACCCACAAUCGCAUACACACUGAAAAAAAAAAUGCACUGUUGAAAAGUUACACCACGCCCGCGCGCGCUAGAGAGGCUAUCAAACACACAUCAAACUUCAUCACGAAACCGUUUAACGGGUAGUGCGUAGCAAGCGAUUUAGUUGAAAAUUACUAGCGAAAAGGCCCAUUUAUACACUGGAGUGUAAAACAUAAAAAAAUGCGAUAGAAUGAAGAGUAUUUAUCCGUCGACGAGCGAUAAAGCCACGAACCGAUAUUGGUUGAUUUUGCUAAAACAUUUUUGUAUACUAAGGAGAGAAAAAAAAUUACACACACACACAAUGAAAACACGAGUUUCCGCCCCUUUUGUCAUAGAAAGCAGUCAGUGUUUUCUCUCAAAAUUAGAAAAAAGUCACGCACGCAUUCACCAGAACCAGCAAAAAUCGAAUUUCUUGAGAAAAUUUCUAAAGGGAACAAAUCUCCGAGAGAAAUGCAUUUCACAUUUCAAAACAGAGCAAAUCUGGAGUUUUCUUUGAAAAGGUCCAAUGAACCAAAUUUUCAGUAUUUGCUCUUUGGGUGUUUUUUAAUAGCCCUGACUUAAGGCGGUUUCAAAAACACCCAAAAAGCAAAAAACUGGAAUUUUGGUUUAUUGGACCUUUUCAAAAAAAAAAAAUAAAAAAAAAACUCCAGAAAUCUUCUAUUCUCAAAUUCAUUUUUUCAACUCCGUCGUAAAACUCUUUCUUUUCCUGUCAUUUUUGAACGACGAAAAAGCCUACUUUUCUGUACCAAAAAUAACAGAAUCGAAUCGCAAAACUUUUCAAAAUAAAUGCUGAAAAGUUCUACUUUUCAGCACUCAAAUGGGUGCUGAAAAGUUGAGCUUUUCAGCACUUGUUUCGAAAAGUAAUACUUUUCCACUUUUUUAUUAAAAUAACAAUCAAAGGGUUUUUUGGCAUUGCAAAAAUUGUUAAAGAAACUCUUUACAAAACUUGAUUUUUUCAGCACUCUUCGUAUUUAUCCAACUCGGUGAACCUCGUUGGAUAAGUGUACGACUCGUGCUGAAAAAAUCUUUUUUUGCAACUUGUUGCAUAAACUACUACAUAUUUUAAAACUCUGCUGAACAAACCACAGAAAACAGAGCGUUUUACACAAUUUUUCGUGCCGAAACUAUCGAAGUUCACUUGAACCUUUUACACGCGUAUCUCACUAGGGAAACAGCAUCUAAUUCCAGCGUGCCUCUAAUGUUGUCAUACCAGCACGUUGACGUUCAACAGCUCAUAAAACGCGUUUUCAACUGAAAUCGAGUGAUAAAUAAUUCAGCAAGCAAGUUUCUAUUAACAGUUUUACAAAAUAAGUUGUUUAAAGAGUGAAAAUCACCUAAUUGGGUCCUAAAGCCCUCUGUAAAUGUUUAUGUACAACUCUAAAAAACACGACUAAACCCCAUUUCUGAUGAAUGAGUUGUUUAAAGAGUGAAAAUCAGCCAAUUGCGUCCUAAAGCCCUUUGUAAAUGCUUUUGUACAACACUAAAGAACACGACUAAAAACCAUUUCUGAUGACUUUUUUUCAUUUAAAUGCAAAAAAAUAAAUUGACUAGACAAUUUUUUUCGAUGGAUCAACUAUGGUCCCAUUGCAAUGCAUUGGAACGAGCUGUCAGCUGUCGAGCUGUUUUUUCAUCGGCGAAUUGAAAACAUACAAAUAGUUUCCAUCACGGGUUCCAUAGUGCGUUUCGAAACAUGGGAUAAUUUGCAUUACAUGGAUUUACAAUUUGUUGUAAUUUGAGCUUACGUAAUCCUUCAUUACAUCUUCUUAUGAAAUUUUUUAUUACAUUUUUGUAAUUCAGGAUUACACACAAGGAAAUUGAAUCCAUUUCAUUUUUAGUUUAGUGUAAUGUGUUGUGUUGCUUGAAUUUUUAAGUAGAACUUUGUAAUAUUUUGAUCUUAUAAACAUUGAAUGUGGAGAAAUUUACGAAAUACUUUUUACUAUAUAUAUUUGCAAAAGUUAGUUUUUUUUAAAAUUAUUUUUGUUAAAGGGACUUCACACCAUUGUGCAUUCCUCUCUUCAAGGUGUAUAGUGGAAGGGAAAAAAUACAGAGUCUUUUAUCUGGCUAUAUUUAAAUAUUUUUUUACCAUGCCUUUUUCCGUUUAUUUUCUAGAAUAUUUAGAGAAUAAAAUUUUAAGUUUUUCAAGUUUAUCUUCGUCCUCUUCUUCUCGGAUUUUGGAACUUAUCUUAUAACACUUUUCCCUAUAAGAUUUUGCUUCAUCUGUUUCUUCUGCAGCCAACUUUCUUCGUUUUGUUGUUAAUUCGUCAUCUGCGUCCAAAUAGGCCUGUAAGCGCUUCCGGGUUUUGCGAGUGUGCUUAGAAAGCACGGUCUCGAAUCCAUCGUUGGCUUCUUCGUCAAUUUCACUUGUUUGCAUUGCAUGUUGGUCUGAAUUACUGUUGGUGCUUUUAAUGCUGCUGCUUGGCUCAGGUUCAAUCGGUUGUGUACUGCUUUCUUGGUUCACCUUUUAACUUGAAUCCGUACUUUUUUAUUCUUUAGUUGGUGUUUGCAAAGCGAUUUUUUGUCUUUUAUAGUCACUGCUGCAGCAGCAUUAUUUACAGUGAUUGAUUUCGGCGUUGCCUGUUUCAGCAACAUCCGCAGGGUUCAAACUCCAUUUGGGAUUCCUGGGAAGAAGUUAGUGUUAGUGCGAUCGUUGGUGAUGGUCAAAAUUUCGCCGACGCCAUGCUUACGCCUAGAGGUAGGUCAAGCACACGAACUUCCGUAGCGUUGUUGUCCAGGUAAAUCAGGAUUUUGCAACCCUGAUAUACCAGAGGUUUCUCGAUUAUGGACGAGGCCAUUGCUGAGUCGGCGAACUGCAACACGGCUAUUCUUCUUCUAUUGCAUAAUUGCAAUGCUCGCAAGUUUACUUGAAGGUCUGCGAGAUUUUUUUUCUACAGGCUAGGUGGUUGAGUUUGGAGUUGGCAAAAAUCCAGAACCACACUGUUUUUGUCUACGGUGCACAUUUAAAUAAAAGCGACGACGCGCACACAAACUGCGGACUGGCGUUGAGGAUGCGGCUACUUUGCAAGUGGCAAAAGAUAGUGAAAACGCACAAAAAAAAUAAUUUUGAAAAAUAAUGAUGUCAGUAUAAAGUGUCUGUACAGAUUUUUAUGAACGAUUUUUAAAGAAUCCAUGCUGCUUGUCAAUUAUAUAUCUUUUGGCUUGAGCGAACAUUUGGUUGUUUACCAUUGCCUCAAAGAGCUUAGGUAUAUAAGAAAUAAGAGCAAUUCCAAGGUAGUCUUUAACGUCUGAGUUUUUACGGUGAUUUCUGAUUCUACUUUUCUAUUACUUUUCAAAUUGUUCUUCUAUGGUGACUUCCAACAAUCUACAAAUUUCUAAAUACUCAUCGAGUUUUUGACUAUUGUUUUUAUAAGCUUUAUUAGCUUUUAGCUUUCUAUUUUUUUAAGGUUUUUUACUUCCCUCGUAAAUCAUGGCGGGUGUUUGUCAUUAGUACGUCUUUUUCUUCGUGUUGGAAUGCAUUCAUUGAAAAUUUCGUAAAUUAUGCCGUAGAUAUUUGUUUCUCCUUCUAAUAAUGUUCUCCAGUCAACUUCCAGUAAUCUACGUUUUAUUGAGAAAUAAUCGGCUUUAUUGUAACCAGGAUUUUUUUUAAUAAUCUGAACCAUCUGGCCUAUUACAAGUCUUGUUCACAAAAAUAAAAAUUCAGUUUCUGUAUGAUGAGCCUCGUUUUUCCAAAUUGGGUUUUGGCCUCUGUCACACAGCAGUUUUCGAUCUUGUUAGCGAACAGAAGAUCUAUGAAGCGAUUAUUACGAUUUGUACAUGAUUAAUUUGAUUUAGACCAAGAGAAUACAUUUUACCGAAAAAUAAUUGUUAUCUUUCACUUUCACCUAAUAUGGGAACCAAAAUAGACUCGUUAUCGUCGUCAACCAAAAAGUCAACCGCACCAACUGAUUGUUGAUUUUCAUUUGAAUUGAAUUGAAUUUCAUUUAAACUAAUACCCUCAUCGGUACUACAAUCCUGUUCUAAAGUAGAGGUAGGGACAGUGGGGGCAGAAUAGGCCACCCUUGGUUUUGGGCUUUAGAAUGGAUUUAGACCAAUUGUAUGGCAAGGAUCUUAUAAACGACGUCAAAUAACAUCACCAUAUCGAAAACGACGUUUAAAUUCAUUGUAUUUUUUGAAUUAUGAGCAAAAAUUUAUUGACAAAAUCACGCAAAUGUUGUUUAUUUUAUGGUUCUUAAAUAAGCUUCCUCGAAAUUUAGAUUGUUUGAAAAAGCCAGGAGCUAUUACGAAGGUAAUCAAACAACAACUGAACCUUAAAAUCAUUUAGAGGCUUGAUGGUGGAAAUGUUAAAUUAAAAUCCACUUGCGGGCAGAAUGGACCACCCUUAUUCUGCCUUAUAAAAACAAUCAAAAGUUACGAAAUUUUAACUAAAUGGAUUAUUUCACUUCCGGUAGCUUCACAAAUAAAGUUUAAUGCAACAUUAGUUGAUUUUUCAGUUGUUUUGAUGCUUAUUUGUAAAAAUAAUGUCUUAUUACAACAUAUUUAGACUAUUUUCAAAAAUGUUUGUUUGGGUAAGUGUUUUAUAAAAGUGGUCCUCCCACACCCUGGAAAUGUAGUCGAUAGAACACAUUUUUGUUAAAGUGCAUUGAAAAUAGUUUUAAUCUAAAAAUUUUCAUCAACCAGCCUACUACACUGAAUUUUUAAAUUUGUAUGUUUUUCUAUGAUUUUUGGCGCAUUUUACUUAGGAGGGCCAUUAGUCACAGCCCGAAAAGGACCUAAUAAAAAUUAAAAAAAAAAGUUUAAAAAAUGAUUGAUCUGUGACAGGAAAUCGAACCGAAUCAGCAGAGAGAGGGAGAGAGCUCUAAAAAAAAUGUAUAAAGAUGCGUUUCUUUCGGGGAGACUUUCUCGAUAUUAUUUUCUCGCAUUAAUAAAAUCUCUAUUUUGCAUAGUAGCUAGAAGCGGUUUUAUCAAAAGCAAUCAAUCAUUUGCAAAUAUAUUUUUAAUGCAUUCCAGCAGAAAAACCUUACAAAAACUAUACAGAGAAAUGCGUAAAACAUGCCGUCGCAACUAUACAUUCGAAGAGGCGGUGAAAUCGAUAUUUAGGAUAUUUUCAAACAAAUUGUUUUGAACGCGCAUUUCUGGAGUUAUUUUUUUAAAAAAGGUCCAAUAAACCAAAUUUCCAGUUUUUGCUUUUUGGGUGUGUUUCAAACUGCCUUGAGUCAGGGGUAUUGAAAAACACUCAAAAAGCUAAAACUGAAAAUUUGGUUUAUAAGGCUUUUUAGGCCCAGUGAAAAAUAUAUAAUUUAACUCAAAAAUGAAAAACAAUGAUCGAGCUGUAGCUGUCACAGCCCUGCGAAGUAUGUUGGCUGACAUAUCGGGCAGUCAGUCAAAAAAACCAGCUAGAAGUCGCCUGACAAUUUUUUUUGCUAGAAAGAGAUAGGAAACCUGAUGCAAACAAACGUCCAGCUGUCAUGUAAACAUACUUUGAAUGUGUUGGUAAAUUUCUGACUAGAAAGCCUUAUUGGACCUUUUCAAAAAAAAAACUCCAGAUUUGUUUUUCAAAGAGAGCCACCUGCAGGUGUUGAGUUCGUGCGAAAUACAUUAAUGUCCAAUUUGUAUGGCUCAAUAGCUAGAUGAAAAGUAAUUCUUACAAAAUUGCAAAAUAUCUUAUUUCUUUGAUUAUUUUUGUCAUUUCAUGCUUGCAAAAUAAAUAAAUUGAAUGCACGCUCUUUCUGCUCCCAAUUUUGCAGCUCUGAAGUUUUUUUUUUGAAAAAAAAAAUCAGUUUUUGCUUUUUGGGUGUUUUUUAAUAACCCUGUUUCAAAAACACCCAAAAGCAAAAACUGAAAAUUUGAUUUAUUGGACCUUUUCAAAAAAAAAACUCCAGAGUUGUGGUGUGAAAACAGAAAAGGAGAGGAAGUGUUGAAAAGGGCUAUUGGACAGAUCUUCAAUUUUGCAAGAAUGAGGAAAUACCUUGCGUAACCUAUUUAAUAAGUUUGAAAUAUUUUCGAAAGUUUACUUUUUUUCUUAAAUUCUAGCCUAAAAAUAGGUUUAAAUUAUCACAAAAGUACACCAAGUCCGCAACCACAUGGCUUCAGGGUGACGCAACUUUAAAAGUAAACUCACCAAGACACACACGUACACGUCCGAAAACGUAAACCAUCAUCUGUAGCAAACAAUACCUUAAAAAACGCGAAAAGAAAAAAAUAGCAGCAACAACAAAAAGAACCGCACAGAACUCGGUAUUUUUUAGAAAAGGCAAAGAAAUUGUCUUCGAUAGAAAACAAAAAAAAGAGAGAAAGAAUAGAUAACGCUUGCUUCAUAUAUUUGCUUUCAAGUUGACACAGAAAAAAAAAGUAAAAAAGAACAAAAAAAUAUUUACAACAGAAUCACCUAAUGAAAGCAAACAAAUAAAAAAGCUGCAACGUUCGAAAGGCUAAAACAAAACAGAAAAGAAUAAAAGACCGAACCAAUAGAAACCAACUAGAUGAGCAAAAUGUUUAACGCAAAAUUUUAGCGCAAAAUACAAAAAAAAAAACAAACACUAUGAAUAGCAAAAAAACAAAACCGAUACCAAAAAUCUAUGGAUACAACAAACAAAUGACAAAAGAAGACAUUCUCUAGACAGCGCAGCAGCUAAAAACAGUAAACAAUAGAGAGGGAAACCCAAAUCUAGGAAACAGAGCCCGCGAAGAUGGUAUUUUUGUCUCUUUUAAGUUUGACCAAUUAAUACCAAACAACGCCGCCGGAAAUUUCAAGGGUUUGACGGUUCUAGCGAAAACAAAAAGUCCACAAAAAAAAAAUAAAAGAACGUGAAAACGUCGGGGUACGAAUUUUACGAAAGCUAGCGAAAACGGAACAGAAUACAAAAAAAAAACAAAAGAGGGUAAGCAAAAGAAACAAAAACAAUUCAAUGGAAUAAAAGUAGUUAAAAUCGUAAAAAGAAACACACAAAU
Molecule: messenger RNA, 14673 nt
Organism: Culex pipiens pallens (northern house mosquito)
Lineage: Eukaryota; Metazoa; Arthropoda; Insecta; Diptera; Culicidae
Product: UPF0047 protein YjbQ
Exons: 5
Coding region: 2866-3381 (171 amino acids)
Source: RefSeq, a predicted model, not a curated record